This is a messenger RNA of Sparassis crispa, 2694 nucleotides long. RefSeq lists its product as hypothetical. Bases 1 to 2694 code for a protein of 897 amino acids. Gene Ontology annotation, cellular component: endoplasmic reticulum membrane. Gene Ontology annotation, biological process: dolichyl monophosphate biosynthetic process. NCBI's taxonomy places the organism in Eukaryota, Fungi, Basidiomycota, Agaricomycetes, Polyporales, Sparassidaceae. Gene Ontology annotation, molecular function: dolichol kinase activity. The record is from RefSeq and is a predicted model, not a curated record. The transcript has 11 exons.
AUGCCUCCAGAAAAGCCCAGGUUACCGCCCGGCGCCAGUCAGGCGGGGUCCUCUGGUUCCGAGUCUGACACGAGCACGGACGACGACGACACGGACGAUGGCCGUCAAGAGUUGCGAGGCAGGCCUGUCUCUCCGAGUUUUAUCGUGAACGGCAAGAGAUAUAUCGAUAGUGCUGGACUGCCCUCUAAGCGAUCACCGAGUGCUCGUCCUAUACCCCCGCGCCGCGGCUCGAGCCCGAGCAGCGCGGUCAAGCUGCACGGGCGCAGGACAUUCACUCGUUCACGUUCUCCGGCGAUGCUGCCUCCAACUGGCGCUGGUGCGAACGGCCAUACCCUUCCGCAUCGGACGGCGUCACCAUCACUUUUCUCUCGUCCUAAACAUAACUCUGUCAACAUCUCUCAGCUUCGCACACUACUACCCAGCACGUUGUGCAUCAAUAUACGACUUCCAUUUUCUACAACGCAAUGGAGAGCAUCGGUGGACGUCCGUCAAUUACUCGAGAAUUUCCUCCUCAUGGGUUCCCUGGCAUAUGCCUCGGUCAAGAUUGAGAGUCGCGCGGGCGACGCGCUCUCUCCCGACAUGUGGAUAUCAAUAGAACUUGCACUACUCACAAUCGCAUCACUUAUUUAUUAUUUGUUAACUCGGGUCUCAUGGGUAAAAGUAACACCAUCUUCUGGUACUGUAGCUACUUCUCCUCAGGCCGAGCGGCCUGCAUCUCCUCGUCUAACGGACCGUGAGAGCAGGCGCCAAGCAGCCGCUUUAGUUAAUAAUGCAUUCAAGACCGGACCAUUUGGGUUUAUAUGGAUGACCGUGCCGAAAAACUAUCGAGAUUCGGCUGACGAUGGUAUGAUCACUGCGGUGUCGAUUGGGCCGCUUGUUGCGUCUGCACUGUUGUACUUGUCACUACAAGCUGCUUCCACCUCUCCUCCCACAGACCCGCUUCCGCCGAUGUGGCGCAUAGAACCGCCGAAGCUCUUGCACCAUCCCGAGCAUCCUCUCUCCUCCCUAGACGCUCUCAUCCUCUCUCGCCGGAGCGUGGUCAGUCAGGCGACGUUCUGCUCGACUAUCCUUUUUGUCCAUGUGUGCGCGUCGUGGAUGACCGAGGCGCGUCACCGGCGCAAGGUACAAGUGCCUGACGGCGAGGUAAGCUCUGUUCCCCGAAGGGAGAGCCUGAGGACGUAUUUGUAUACCCUCUUUACGUGCUCAGUGACCUUGUGGAUCCUAUGUGUGCGCAUCGCGCUGUCGGAGAUGAAAUUAGGGAUAUGGCAGAAUAUGACUUAUCUCGAGGUCGUCGUAAGCUCGAUGUUCUUCCAGUUUUCUCUGUACGUCUCGCUCCGCGUCGCGCACCACGGGCUCACCCUCGGAGAGCUGGGCCUCAUCUGCUUCGGUGCAACGGUGUUGUUCAUGGAGAUGAUGAAUAUUACCAUCGCCCGAAUAUGGCCGAUCACCACUCCGUUCAUUAAGACGUACCGGCUCCCGACCCCGCUCCUGCUCUUCCAGAUUGCGCUGAUACCCGGAUCGCUCCUCGUGGGCUUCCUCCUCUCUCCGCUCCUCUAUCUCUCCCGCCACAUCGCGCAGCGCCCCGUGCGCCGCCUGCGAUAUCCGGAGCAAAAGCAGCAACACCGCCGGUUGCUCGCGUUGAGUUUCUACCUCGGGACCGUGCUCAUCGUCGGUGGACUGCUAGGCUUGUGGACGCGAUGGUGCCUGGGAAAUCGCGAUCCCUGGCUAUGGGUUCUCUUCUGGGUCCUCGAAGGCAGAAAGAAGUGGAGUCGGCCCGCGUUGCUGGCGUACUGGGCGGCGUUGGUGAGUGUUAGUGUCGCUGGAUGGAACAGGCAACUGGCGCGGUCGCGACGGUAUCGGCCCCGGAACGUCAUGAGCAGCACGGGGGAAUUUCUACUCGCACACCAUAGUUCGCUGGAUACUGGACGCGGGGCGAGCAACGCGGGGGAGCUCAGCGAUCUGAGCGCCCCGCCGACGCCGACGGUGGAGUCGGCUGGGCCACUGGGGCUGAGCUUCCCGAACCUGCCCAAUGGGGCGAACAUGUCGAACUUCGGGACAGACCUGAUGGACGCGGCGGACAAGCACGUGCCGCUGCUGAAGCUGAACGCGCGGCGCAAGUUCUUUCACGCGCUCGCGGUAGUGAUGUUUCUGCCCGGGGUGGCGGUCGACCCGGCCUUCAUGCACUUGUCGUUCAGCGCGGCGUUCGCGCUGUUCGUGUUCGCGGAGUACGUGCGCUACUAUGCGCUGUACCCGUUCGGCGCAUCGGUGCACCUGUUCAUGAACGAGUUCCUGGACCAGAAGGACAGCGGUACGGCGAUCCUGAGCCACUUUUACCUGCUGGUCGGGUGUGCGAGCUCGGUGUGGUUCGAGGGACGAUCGCAGUUACUCCAAUAUACCGGGAUCCUGGUAUUGGGCGUGGGGGACGCAUUGGCUUCCAUCGUAGGCAAACGACUCGGUCUGCAUCGCUGGCUGGCGACAUGCCCGAAGACGGUGGAAGGGAGCGCUGCGUUCGCGGCGUCGAUAGUCGCGUGUGCGUGGCUUCUGCGGGUAUGUGGGUACACGGAGAACUUUUCGGUACUGCGGUACGCGGUGGUGACGAUCUUGUCAGGCGCGCUGGAAGCGUUCUCGAUGCAGAACGACAAUGUCGUGCUACCGGUGUAUAUGUGGGCGAUGCUUGUAUUCGGGGAUGUGUAG